Molecule: messenger RNA, 402 nt
Organism: Dibothriocephalus latus
Lineage: Eukaryota; Metazoa; Platyhelminthes; Cestoda; Diphyllobothriidea; Diphyllobothriidae
Source: the annotation of a GenBank genome assembly
AUGUUCGUCUCCAUGUGUCAACCGAACCGCACCGAGCCGAAGCAGUUUGCCUACCCUACUGGAGUCCCCGAACCCAAGAAGCUGUUUGUACGCAACCUGGAAAAGCAUGUUUCAGAGGCUGCCCUGCGUACACUUUUCGGCCAGUAUGGCACAGUGACGACGGUGCGGCUAGUGACCUUCCGCAACGGCAUGCCCAAGGGAAACGCUUACAUCGAAUUUGCCACGGAGGAGGAGGCCAGCCGGGCACUAACCGCCACUGAUGGCCUCACAGUGGGCGAUAAACAAAUUUCCGUCGCUAUAAGCUGUCCGCCACGGAAGGAGGAUCCGCACGGAUUCGGAGCGCCUCCGCAUUUUGGUGGGAAAGGUGGAAACAAGCAGGGCAACUUUAGCGGCCCACCGUAA